Messenger RNA from Linepithema humile (Argentine ant), 2853 nucleotides. It is a transcript of the gene Xpc, whose product is annotated as DNA repair protein complementing XP-C cells homolog. Gene Ontology annotation, molecular function: single-stranded DNA binding; damaged DNA binding. Lineage: Eukaryota; Metazoa; Arthropoda; Insecta; Hymenoptera; Formicidae. Gene Ontology annotation, biological process: mismatch repair; nucleotide-excision repair. Gene Ontology annotation, cellular component: nucleotide-excision repair factor 2 complex; nucleus; XPC complex. The record is from RefSeq and is a predicted model, not a curated record.
UUUGGCUAAUCCUGCCUAAUCCUUGGUAACAAUGUGUAUUGAGUGCUCGCACGUGUUGUUUAAUAUAGAUUUACCCUCUUAAUAUACAUUGACAUUAUAUAAAAGCAGUCGUUCUGUAUCUAUUGGCGGUACCAGAAAAAUAAAUUUCACGGAUAAAGGAAAUCAAGUGAGAAUAACACGCAGUAUGAGUGAUUCUGAUGAUGACAGUUCUGACAGUAGUAAUGAUUUUACUGGUAUUACGCCAAACGAUGAGCUGACAGCAAGUUUCUUUACAAUUAAACCGGCGACAAAGACUAACCUGAAUUUGAAGGAGGACAGUAGCGAAGAUGAGAGCAGCGACAAUGAUAAUUUCACAAAUGUUCCUGAGAACAACGGUAUUGAACUGUUUUCUGAAGUGGUCAAGAAUCUGGAAGCUUCGCAGAAGACUUAUAUCAAUGAUGAGAAGCAGCAUUCCUCCAACGAUAAUCUACAAAAUAUAAAAACAGUUAAUGUUAAAAAAAAUAAUAUAUCAGAUGAAAUAAAUGCAGUUUUGCUUCAAGGAGAAACUGGAAUACAUGCACUUCCUGAAAAUGAUGAAGACACGGAUAAUGAAGAGAAAAAGGAGGAGGAUGUUAAACGUCCUGAUGAUUAUACUAUACCUAAAGAAGGUAUUAAAAUAACUCUGCCAGGCACAAGUGUUUUCAAGAAGAAAACAUCUUCCAAAAAGGAAUCAGAUCUAGCUGCGAUUUUAAGAAGGAAACUGAAAACCAACCAAAUAAUUAUAGAAAAAGCAGCUCGACUUUGUUGGUUGGCGCAUGGAUUUUACUUGAAUCACCAAGCAAAUGAUCCUGAGAUCAUGUCAACAGUGGUAUCUCUUGUUUCAAAACAUAAUUAUCCAAAAAACAAUUUUGAUUUGACAUAUCUAACAAAGUUUACAAAAUGGUUUAGAAAUAUGUUUACAAUAGAACCUGGUGAUAACGAAGUUGUCAUAAAUAAAGAAACACUGUUAAAAAGAAUAGCAGAGAAGAAAAUUUUCAAUUACAGGGAAUUAAUAAUACUAUAUGUAGCAAUACUACGAGCUAUUGGUUUACAUUGUCGUUUAAUAUUGUCUCUCAAUCCACCACUUGUAAAAACCUAUAAUGAAUUAUUGCCUAAAACAAGUACAGCGAAAAAAAAUGACAAAAUUAAAGAAGAACCAAAAGAAUCAAAAACAAAGGCAAAGUUGUCUAAAGGAAAAAAAAGUACAGACUCAAAGAAGGAUCUCAAGAAUGAGAAUAUAAUUCAAAAUAGUGAAAAUGCUCGAAGAAAUGCUAAUGAAGAAGCGAAGAAAAAGGCAGCAGAGAUUCUGCGUUCAAAGUACUCUUAUAAUAAGAAGAACAAAGAUAAAGUAAAUAAUAUAUCUAUCCAAGAUAGUGCUUCUACAUCAAAAGAUAUUAAAGCAACUUCCACAAGUUCAAAAAAAGGAAAUAUUGAUGUAUCUCCAAGACGUUUAAGGCCUCGUAAAACACAUGUUGCAUCAGCAGUGAAUAAACCACAGGACAAUACACAAACUAAUUCGAAAAAUAAUCAACCUGAAACACAAAAGUCCAGAAGACGAUCAGAAAGUAGUAGUUUUGAUUCUAAUUCAGAAGAAGAGGAGGAAGAAGAAAAAUUAUUUAGCAAGCCAAAAAGAAAACGCAGUAAUAACAAUAAAGCAGUCACCACAUCUAAUGAAAAGAACAAAAAGAAGAACCAAGCAUCCCAGGAUGAAGAAGAAGAUAAUGACAAAUUAAAAAAGAGGCAAGAUGUAUGGGCUGAGGUAUAUGUAGAAUCUAAAGGAUGCUGGAUAUGUGUAAAUGUGAUGGAUUCAAAUGUGGAUUGUGUGACUGAAAUAUAUAAAAAGGCGAGCAAACCAGUAUUAUAUGUUAUAGCAUACAACUCGGAGGGAUUAAUAAAGGAUGUCACACGACGCUAUUGUCCACAAUGGCUUUCUGUUACACGUAAACAGCGUAUUGAUGAGAAAUGGUGGAUUGAAACCUUAACUUAUUGGCAAGAAAAGGAAACAGCCAUAUCUAAACAGGAGGAUGAGUUACUUUUACAAAAAGAAUUAGAACAGCCAUUGCCAAAAACUGUUAGCGAAUGCAAGGGACAUCCAUUAUACGUAUUAAUUAGGCACUUGCUCAAAUAUGAAGCCUUGUAUCCACCGGAUUGCGUACCACUCGGACAUUUGAAAACGGGUGAAGCCAUCUAUUCGCGAUAUUGCGUGCACACGCUACGUUCGCGAGAAACUUGGCUAAAACAUGCUCGAGUAGUUAAACCGAAGCAAGAUGCUUAUAAAAUAGUUAAAGCACUGCCAAAGUAUGACAAGCUUUCAGGCAUGAAAAUUAAGGAUUCAGCACUAGAAUUAUUCGGAGAAUGGCAAACUACAGAGUAUGAGCCACCAGAGGCUAAAGAUGGUAUUGUGCCACGUAACGCAUUCGGAAAUGUAGAUUUGUUUAAAAAAUGUAUGCUUCCGAAAGGCACAGUACACAUAAAUCUUCCAGGAUUGAAUCGUAUUGCCCGGAAACUAAACAUAGAUUGCGCAACCGCAGUGGUGGGUUUCAAUUUUGGUUGUAUGGGUGCCGUACCAGCCAUUGAGGGCUGUGUUGUGUGUGCUGAAUAUGAAGACGUAUUGCGAGAAGCUUGGGAAACAGAACAAGUCGAGGCAGCUAAACGUGCCACUGAGAAAAGAGAGAAGAGGAUUUACGGCAAUUGGAAAAAACUCAUUAAGGGAUUACUUAUUAAAGAGAAAUUGUCACAAAAAUACGAGUUUCAAGAAGAAUCAAAAACAGAUCAGUCAAACAAACGUCCAAAACAACGAAAAGGCACUGUAAAAAAGUCUAAGACUUAAUAAAA